UGAGCCGAGGGGACUGUGCGCUGGGAGCCCUGAUCGGUUUCCUGCGCCUCCUCGGCCUCGGCUCCUGCUCUCGCUGCGCUCACGUUGUCCUCGAGCCCGCCGCCGCGCUAUGAGGGCGCCUCUCUGGGGCUGGCCGCGGCCGGAGCCCGCUCGCGCUGCUCGCGGGGAGGUGUGAAGAGCGAGGCGCAGGCGGGAGCCGGGCAGUGCGCGGCGCUCGCGGGCCAGCCGGGCUCCAGGUGAGCUCAGGCUCCGCGCGCCCGGCACUCGGCGCGGCUGGCCAGCGCCCGCCUGGCUGGGUCGGAGGCUGAAUUACGUGCGUGGACCGCCGUUCCCUCUUCGCGGGAUCCUUGGCCACGAUAGCAGAUGCAUUUUGUAGGAGUAUUUUGAGGAUGAAUGUUUGCAAAUCAUUUUGAAAUUGUCAAGUGCCACAUACAUGGGAUGUAUUUUGCUUUCAACGUGGAGUUCACCCCUGUGGCUUGGAUUUAUCACAGUAGCAUCUGUCUUCAGUCUAUUUUUUAACUAGAAAGCAAGGGAAGACAUGAGGAGGUUUGUUUACUGCAAGGUGGUUCUGGCCACUUCGCUGAUGUGGGUUCUGGUUGAUGUCUUCUUACUCCUGUACUUCAGUGAAUGUAACAAAUGUGAUGACAAGAAGGAGAGAUCCCUGCUACCUGCUCUCAGGGCUGUUAUUUCAAGAAACCAAGAAGGGCCAGGAGAAAUGGGAAAGGCUGUGCUGAUUCCUAAAGAUGACCAGGAGAAGAUGAAAGAGCUGUUUAAAAUCAAUCAGUUUAACCUCAUGGCCAGUGAUCUGAUUGCCCUUAACAGAAGUCUGCCAGAUGUAAGAUUAGAAGGAUGCAAGACAAAGGUCUACCCCGAUGAACUUCCAAACACAAGUGUAGUCAUUGUGUUUCAUAACGAAGCUUGGAGCACUCUCCUCCGAACUGUUUACAGCGUUAUUAAUCGUUCCCCACACUAUUUACUUUCUGAGGUCAUCUUGGUCGAUGAUGCCAGUGAAAGAGAUUUUCUCAAGUUGACAUUAGAAAAUUAUGUGAAAAAUUUAGACGUGCCAGUAAAAAUUAUCAGAAUGGAAGAGCGCUCUGGGUUAAUACGUGCCCGCCUCCGAGGAGCAGCUGCUUCAAAGGGGCAGGUCAUAACCUUUCUCGAUGCCCACUGUGAAUGUACUUUUGGAUGGCUGGAGCCCUUGCUGGCCAGAAUAAAAGAAGACAGGAAAACAGUUGUGUGCCCCAUCAUUGAUGUGAUCAGCGAUGAUACCUUUGAAUAUAUGGCUGGGUCAGACAUGACCUAUGGGGGUUUCAACUGGAAACUGAAUUUUCGUUGGUAUCCUGUUCCCCAAAGAGAGAUGGAUAGGAGGAAAGGAGACAGAACAUUACCUGUCAGGACCCCUACUAUGGCUGGUGGCCUAUUUUCUAUUGACAGAAACUACUUUGAAGAGAUAGGAACUUACGAUGCAGGAAUGGAUAUCUGGGGUGGAGAGAAUCUUGAAAUGUCUUUUAGGAUUUGGCAAUGUGGAGGCUCUUUGGAGAUUGUGACUUGCUCCCACGUGGGUCAUGUUUUUCGGAAGGCCACUCCAUACACUUUUCCUGGCGGCACUGGUCAUGUCAUUAACAAGAACAACAGGAGACUGGCAGAAGUCUGGAUGGAUGAAUUUAAAGAUUUCUUUUACAUCAUAUCCCCAGGUGUUGUCAAGGUGGAUUAUGGAGACGUGUCAGUCAGAAAGACACUAAGAGAAAAUCUGAAGUGCAAGCCCUUUUCUUGGUACCUUGAGAACAUCUACCCGGACUCCCAGAUCCCCAGGCGUUAUUACUCACUUGGUGAGAUAAGAAAUGUUGAGACUAAUCAAUGUUUAGACAACAUGGGCCGCAAGGAAAAUGAAAAAGUGGGCAUAUUCAACUGUCAUGGUAUGGGAGGAAAUCAGGUGUUUUCUUAUACUGCUGACAAAGAAAUACGAACCGAUGACUUGUGCUUGGAUGUUUCUAGACUGAAUGGGCCGGUAAUCAUGUUAAAAUGCCACCAUAUGAGAGGAAACCAGUUAUGGGAAUAUGAUGCUGAGAGACUCACCUUGAGACAUGUUAACAGCAACCAAUGUCUGGACCAACCUUCUGAGGAGGACAAAAUGGUGCCCACCAUGCAGGACUGCAGUGGGAGCAGGUCCCAGCAGUGGCUGCUGAGAAACAUGACUUUGGGGGCGUGAAGACCAUUUCCCCCAAGCCAUCAAAGUGUCUACACUUCUGUUUUUCCAUUAUUUCAAUUAAGGAAAAAUAUUAACUUUGCUGAAUUGAACGUUUUAAAAUCCUUUUAGUAUUCUAAAACACAGUUGUUUAUAAUUCAUUUUUAGGAACGUUUGCUUAUUUCCUUACAAAAAUUUGUAUCUGAUCAAAAGCACAUAAAAUAUAAAUAACAGCAAAGUGUUAUUAAACAUCUGAAAACUUAAAAAACAAAGUGUUUGCUUUAAGAAACAAUCUGUAUUGUCCUCAUGUCACAGGAUUGUUGGGGAGGGUUAUUUUUAUUUUUUAUUUUCAUAGUGAUU
Molecule: messenger RNA, 2545 nt
Organism: Artibeus jamaicensis (Jamaican fruit-eating bat)
Lineage: Eukaryota; Metazoa; Chordata; Mammalia; Chiroptera; Phyllostomidae
Gene: GALNT13
Product: polypeptide N-acetylgalactosaminyltransferase 13
Exons: 13
Coding region: 539-2209 (556 amino acids)
Cellular component (GO): Golgi apparatus
Source: RefSeq, a predicted model, not a curated record